Coregonus clupeaformis (lake whitefish) is the source of this 3625-nucleotide messenger RNA. Its product is annotated as protein-tyrosine kinase 2-beta. Gene Ontology annotation, molecular function: protein tyrosine kinase activity; ATP binding. Gene Ontology annotation, biological process: signal complex assembly; protein phosphorylation. Gene Ontology annotation, cellular component: cytoskeleton; focal adhesion. The coding region runs from base 237 to 3323 and encodes 1028 amino acids. The record is from RefSeq and is a predicted model, not a curated record. The transcript is spliced from 29 exons. Lineage: Eukaryota; Metazoa; Chordata; Actinopteri; Salmoniformes; Salmonidae.
GACAGACAGACAGACAGACAGACAGACAGACAGACAGACAGACAGACAUAACCCAAGUCCUCAGUUAUGGAGCGAUAACAUGUCAGACAGAUUUCUAUGGGAAGACAUAUUAAGGUGCGUAGUGUGUAGCUGUUUUUCUGGUGAGGUAUAUUGACCAGGCCCUGUCCAGCCCUCCCUCCAGCCCUCCUGUCCAGGUAUGAUAUCAGUAUGACGUUAUCCUUCUCUCUGCCCUGAGAAUGUACGAGGUGAUGCAGGGAGACACUACCACCCUGUCCUGGAGGCUACCCAGCCCAGGCCACAACGACGACCCACAACAGAGCCCCUUCAGUGGGGAGGGAAGGCCCACCAAGAUCCUCAAAGUCUGUUUCUCCACCAACAACACCUUUGGGAAGAACUUCAAACUGGUCAAGUGCGACAGCUCCUGGAAGAUCAGGGCUAUAGUGCAGUCUAUCCUGACCAGUGGUAGGUUGGGCCCUAACAUCCUGUAUAAAGGCUGCUAUGGCCUGCUGCUGAAGCACCUCAAGUCAGACGAGCUCCACUGGCUCCAUCCAGACCUGACCGUGGGGGAGGUGGAGCAACGCUAUGAGAGUCACCACGUGGAGGCCGAGUGGAGGUAUGACCUGAGAGUACGCUACAUUCCAGUCAACUUCCUGGAAAAGUUCAAAGAAGACAGUACCACAUUGCUGUAUUUUUAUCAACAGGUGCGCAGUGACUACAUGCAGUAUCAUGCCAGUAAAGUCAGUGACGGGAUGGCCCUUCAGCUGGGCUGUCUGGAGAUCAGGAGGUUUUAUAAAGAUAUGAACGCUAAAGGUCUGGAGAAGAAGUCCAACUUUGAGUUGCUAGAGAAGGACGUGGGGCUGAACCUGUUCUUUCCACAGGAGCUCAUUGACCGCAUGAAGGCUCGUCCCCUUCGGAAGAUGAUCACGCAGACGUUCCAACAGUACGCUACUCUGAAGGAGGACGAGUGCAUGGUUCGCUUCUUCAAAACGCUCACAGAAUUCAUCAACAUUGACGAGGAGGUCUACCCCUGCGAACUGGUGCAAGGCUGGAGUCUGUCAGUAGAGCUGGUGAUUGGAGCCAGGGGCAUUCGCCAACGCACCCAUAAAGACUCAGCGGCUGUGUGUCUAGCGGACUUCAAACAGAUCAAGAGCAUCAAGUGUUUAUCUCAGAGUGACGGCAAAGCCCUCCUCAACCUGGACAUAGACGGAGCCAGACAGCCUCUGUCUAUCAACGUGACUAAGUUUGCGAUAGCAGAAAACAUGGUGGACCUUAUUGACGCUUACUGUCGCUUGGAGCACGCCACUGACGAGUCGUUCAUCGCUAGACCAAAUAAAGAUGCCAAUUUACGAAGUUCCCUACCAGACCUACCCACGAAUCAAACAGAGAACACAGGCUCCUUCAGAUAUAGCAUGGAAUCUGAUAUCUACGCUGAGAUUGACGAACGCCCAAAGUCUGUGGUGAAGUAUGGAAUCGACCGACAUGACAUUGUUCUGGGACGGAUCCUUGGCGAGGGGUUUUUCGGGGAGGUCUAUGAAGGAAUGUACAAAAAAUCGAAUGGGGAGAGGCUAAGCGUGGCGGUGAAGACUUGUAAAGACUGUUCACCUGACGUCAUGGAGAAGUUCAUGAGUGAAGCAGUGAUCAUGAAGAACCUGAACCACCCCCACAUCGUCAGUCUGAUCGGCGUCAUUGAGGAAGACCCCGUCUGGAUCGUCAUGGAGCUCUACCAGUAUGGAGAACUUAAGAACUACCUGACAGAGAACCAGAACAAGCUGACCAACAUAACGCUAGUUCUCUUCAGCCUGCAGAUCUGUAAAGCUCUAGUCUACCUAGAGGGAAUCAACAUGGUGCACAGAGACAUAGCGGUGAGGAACGUGCUGGUGGCCACAGCAGACUGUGUUAAGCUGGGAGACUUUGGCCUGUCCAGAUACAUCGAGGACGAAGAAUAUUACAAAGCCUCUGUGACUCGAUUACCUAUCAAAUGGAUGGCUCCAGAAUCCAUCAACUUCAGGCGAUUCACCACGGCAAGCGAUGUUUGGAUGUUCGCGGUGUGUAUAUGGGAGAUCCUGAGCCAGGGACAGCAGCCUUUCUUCUGGUUGGAGAACCGUGAUGUCAUCAACCAGCUGGAGCAGGGCAUCAGACUUCCCAAACCUGACAACUGCCCCCCUGCCCUCUACUCCCUCAUGACCCGCUGCUGGUCCUACGACCCCCGCGACAGACCCUCCUUCACCGAGCUGGUCGUCAAGAUCAGCGACGUCCAUCGGAUGGAGAAGGAGCAGGAGGUGGAGAGAGAGAGAGACAGACAGCGCUCCACCAAGUUCUACGACACCAAGAUCAACUUCAACGAACCUCCCCCUAAGCCCUGCAGGAUGAAAUAUGGGAGUCGUUUUGGGAACAGUAUCGGUCUGCACAUUCAGCUGAAUGAGGCCCUGUGUGCCAGCUCUCCAGACCUGGUCAGUCCAUGUGACUACACCACUCCUGUUGACUCCAUGACCAACACCUUGAUGGUGCCCACGGUGUCUCCACGACGACGCAGCAUGGGGGAGGGAGAGUUGAUCGUGGAGCCAUCCAGUAAGGAGGACGCCCAGCGGUUGUGGCAGAUGGAGAGACAGCGUAUGCAGGAGACGAUGAGACAACAGAAACAACAGAUGAUGGAGGACAACAAGUGGCUGACCAAGGAGGAAAGACUCCUGGACCCAAUGGGACAGGAGGACACCACCAACCCACAGUCACCCGAACCAGAGACUGGACAUGCCAUGCCAGACAAGCCCCUGCAUCUCACCGGCCCCACAGCCCAGGCACCCCCUACAUCCCAGGCACCCCCUACAUCCCAGGCACCCUCUACAACCCAGGCCCCCCCUACAUCCCAGGCCCGCCCUACAUCCCAGGCCCGCCCUACAGCAGAGCUGGACCGGUCAGAUGACCAGGUGUACCAGGCAGUCAUGGAGCUGGUCCAGGUGGUGGUGCAGCUGAAGAACAACGUCAACACACUACAGCCCGAGGAGUACAUCACCAUCAUCAAGUCUGUGGGGCUGACCUUAAGGAGUCUGAUACGCAGUGUGGAUGAUAUUCUACCCACCCUCCAUAAGUCCAUUAGGACAGAGAUUGAGGGGACCCAGAAGCUCUUGAACAACGACAUGGCAGAGUUGAUCAGUAAAAUGCGUCUGGCCCAGCAGAACGCUGUCACCUCUCUGAAGGAGGAGUGUAAGAAACAGAUGCUGACUGCAGCACACAACCUGGCCAUGGAUGGGAAGAACCUCCUGGAUGCUGUGGACCAGGCCAGGGUCAGGGCCAACCUGGCCAAGCCCAAACCGGAGAGCCCAUAGUGGGGUAAAUACCCACAGGACACCCCCUCUUGGAGUGACUUGGCAGUACAGUGGUCAAGGUUUCCUUUUAAAUUGAAUUAGUGUGUCAGGAUUAUCUGUAUCAUCUCAUGUCUUGAAUUUUAUCGGUGUUUUAAAUAGUCUGUUUAGGUAUCCAGGUGAAUUUACUUCUGGGUUAUUUUCAUAUGUUUCCAAUAAUGCUGGCCAGAUCAAUUGAUUUAUUAAUAGCAUAUGUGUUAUAGGGAAAGAAUGGCGGGGUUGAAAAGUAACAAAGGGGAGUAUAUAUAUAUAUAUAUAUAUAUAUA